CCCCCGCAGCGCCUCUUGUUCCUUGUCGAGCUCACCUCACCCGCCUUCAAUUAUUACCAAUUUUAUGUGUGGCAUUGUUUUGAUGGCAAGAUUUUGAAGAGUGCAGAAGAAUGGCUGAGCCAGCUUCAGAGGCAGCUGGCUUUGCCCAGGACCUCUUCUCACCACUGCAGUUUUGUGAGGUGGUUCAGGAAGGUCAGGGAGCCCACCACCACGUCAAGGAAGAACUACCACGACCACAGCCACCGCAGCUGGCCACCUCGCUCUCCACCACACCGGCCACCUCGAUUGUCAACAUAGCUGGGGUUACCACGACUGUACCCUCCUCGCCCUCCACCCAGCACAUACAUCUUCAAGCACAACCAAUAAUGGCACAGAUGGUGCAGCAGCAUCAGCAUGUCCAGCAGCAUCAGCAUGUUCAGCAUCAACAGCAGCAGGGUCUUACACAGCCCAGAUUACUCCAACAGCAGAUGUCUGCUCAACAGCCAAGCCAACCUAUUGGUCAGCAGCAACUUCUCCAGCAACACCAACAAGUCCAGCAGCAAGCGCAGCAACAAGCUCAACAACAGGCACACCAGCAGGUGCAGCAGCAAGCACAGCAGCAAGCUCAGCAGCAAGCUCAGCAACAAGCACAGCAGCAAGCACAACAACAAUCACAGCAGCAAGCACAACAGCAGGCCCAGCAGCAGGUGCAACAGCCGUCAUCACAGCAGCUAAUGCAAAACCAACCACAACAGCCAAAACUUCAGCAGCAGCAGCAGCAGCAGCAGCAGCAACAACAGCAGCAGCAGCAACAGCAGCAGCAGCAACAGCAGCAGCAACAGCAGCAACAGCAACAGCCACCAACUCAGCAACCUCGGCAGCAAUCCUCGUCACAACAGAUGCCAUCACAGCAACAGAUGCAGCAGCAAAUGCAACAAACACAACAGCAGCAGCAACAGACACAGCAACAAACACAACAAGUACAGCAGAAUCAGCCUCAGCAACAAAUAUUAACAUCAGUAAACAGCGUUCAGCUAGUUAAUGGCCUACAGAUGCCCAUCACUGUUCAACACGCAGGUGCAUCGAAGACACCAGCAACUGUGACAGUGACUGCUGGCACAGUCUCUCAGUCUCCCCCACUGAUUGUACUGACUGGAAUUAUGACGGCUAAUAACAACCCUAUAACAUUCACUAGUGGUGGGGCAUCGACUACCACAACUGUCGUGACUACAAAUGGAAUCUUAAAUAAAGAAGAUGUCAAACCUGUGCCUGUAAAGCGAACGUGGAGGCGACCGUGGAAGAAAAAGAAGGAGAGAGAGAAGAAGCAACCAGUGAAGAAGGCUCGGAGAAUGAAAAGAAAACGCAUUGUUGUCCAAAAAAAAAGUAUCGUCCACAUAGACCCAAGGAAUGGUCCUAUGAUUGACACAUCACUUAAUCAAAUCAAGAGAGAAUCAGAGGAAGCCAUCAAUCAAUUAAAGCAAAAGAGACAGCGAAUAAAACUCAAUCGUAAUUCUGGUCGUGAAUACGUGAAUCGUCUAGGCAAGGUGGUUGGAGCGAGGAUAAUUGGACCACCGUGCCAUUGUCCCUUGAAGUGUUGGGAAAGGAUGGGCUCCAAAAUAUUAGAAAUCUUCAACAACUUUUGGGAUCUCAGUGAUUUCAACCUUCAGAAUUCUUAUCUCUUCACCUGUCUCAAGCUCUGUGAUGUUAAACGACGCUACACCAAGAAGCCUGCAGAAGAAUCUCGACGCCAGAAUACAUUUGAGUACUUUGUCCGUAUUAGCGGUAAGCAUCUACGAGUUUGCAAAAGAGCAUUUAUGAGCUCUCAUGGACUCACAAGUGAUAAGAGACUUCGAACACUCUUUCACCAGAUGAAGGAUGGAGCUCUUGUACCUGAACCAGACAGACGUGGAAAACACCUACGACCAGUCAAGUCUCCCAACCAAAUGAGCCCCAAUCAUAAUGUUGAAACCUACAAUACUCACAAAAUCAAGAAACCUCGCACUACAAAGAAGAAACCAAACAAACUGGAGAACAAGCAAAUGUACACUCCACCACCCCCACCAAUGGGCCAUAUCCAUCCUCACUGUACUCCUCCUCCCCCACCUGCCCAUGCUACAACCAUGCAGGAGCCUCCUCAUGCAUAUAUCCCCAAUGGGGAUAUAUACUUCCCUGGCCAUUACCUCGAACCUCACCAAUCCAUGGCGCCGCCUCAUGUGAAUCAAAUUCCAUCCUGCCAGAAGAUGUUAGAGGCUCCAGCAUACUUUAUGGCUGGCAUGAAAGAAAAUACUUUCCACCAGUAAUUUAAUUAAUACAAUCAUCCAUCAGAUCGUUAAUUUACCUCUUAAUUUUACUUGCAUUUGGGGGACCUCUGCCUACGAUAUAUUUGUGCUCAAUAAUAACCCACCUGGAGACUGACACUCAGAAGAUUAAUUGAUUCAUGUAUUUUGAUCCCCGUUGUGGGAUCAAGUAUACAGAUCAAUCAAUCUUUUGACUUUUUGUUUCCAUGUGGGUUAUUAUUGAGCAUUGAGAAGUGUUCAUUACACUUCAGUUAUUCAUCAGUAUUUGUCAUGAAGAAAAUUCAUCAUAAAACAAUGGAAUAUUGAAGUUCAAGAAUGUUCACCUAUUUAUAGUUUUUCUGUGAUAAAACUAAUUAGUUUUUAAUUUUAGGAGAGCUUCCAUUGAUAUGUGAAAAAAAUAAAUAAAAUAGACACGUGUACAGCACUAGAAAACCUUUAUAAAGGAACGUUUUGCUCACCAGGAGCUUAAUCAGACCAAUGUUUUGCUCACCAGGAGCUUAAUCAGACCAGUGUUUUGCUCACCAGGAGCAUUAUCAGACCAACAUUAUCAGACCAAUGUUUUGCUCACCAGGAGCAUUAUCAGACCAAUAUUUUGCUCACCAGGAGCAUUAUUAGACCAGUGUUUUGCUCACCAGGAGCAUUAUCAGACCAAUGUUUUGCUCACCAGGAGCAUUAUCAGACCAAUGUUUUGCUCACAAAGAGCAUCAAUCCAGUGUAGUUGGUAAAGCUGGUGAGGGAAUCGUAUCCUGAUAAAAGUUUCUAAAACGCUGCACGUGUAAAUUUUAUACACUUGCUGGUUUACAUUCUCGUAUACCUCGUGUUAAACAAAUAUAGAACUUUCGACAGUAAACUUAUAAUAAAGAGGAGUGAUUGGCUGCAUGAUAUGAAGCAUCAGUAAUAUACUACAAGAGCUGUGCUUGGACGAGGUGGUGUGAGGGACUCUAACAGCAAGGUGUUGACUAAGAAACAUAAAAGAAAGAAGGAGCACUGCAGAAGGCCUACUGGCCCAUACAAGGCAGGUCUGACUCUCACCCAUUCAUGUACUUAUAGUGCAUAAAUUUACAAUAUCUUUCUCUUUCAACACACUGGCCGUAUCCCACUGAGGCAGGGUGGAAAUUUACAAUAUAAAGAUCAAUAUUUUAUUAGGAACAAAUCACUAAUAAUUUGCACUAAAAAGAGGCAUUAUUAAAAGAAGAAACAAAGUUUUUCUUUUUACGUUUAGUAGUUUAUACAGGAGAAAGGGUUACUAGCCCCUUGCUCAUGGUAUUUUAGUUGCCUCAUGCAACACACAUGGCUGACAGAGGGUUCUUUUCCACUUCCCCAUGGAGAGGAUUUUUUUUUAACAUGCUGGCCGUCUCCCACUGAGGCAGGGUGACCUGAAAAAGAAACUUUCACCAUCAUUCACACUAUCACUAUCUUGUGAGAGGUGCGCAGUUAUGACAAUUUUGAUGUCGCUAAACAGAAAAUAUUGUAAUAAAAUUAAACAUUAAACCUGCAAUGAUUAAAAAAUUGUUUCUGUCCUGAACCACUGCCAAGUCAGUUAUGACUUGACACAGUGGUCUAGGACACACUGAAACACCAUCAUAAUUUCUCUCUCCUGAGAUGAAUUAUUUUAAGUUGUUGCCACCACCACAUUGUGAGUUUGUUACAUGAACACUAUUUUGUUCUAAGUAGAACUUUGUUAUAUGUAGGAUUACAUUGAAUAUAUCUAAAUACUCCUGAAUAGAGGAGAGAUGGAAAGAGAAAAAUGCAAUAUUAUAGAAUCCUUUAUUGGUGAUAUUUUUUCUAAUACACUUACUUUUUAUCAGGUCGCAAUACAUUUGUGAGAAUAAAGAGUUCAUUGGUCAUUUCUUAAGUCUAGUAUGAAAUUUCUUGAUGGAUUUGUACUCCCAUGAAGUCCAGCAACAAAUUAAGCUUUGUUACUCAAGCUUGAUCUUUGACCAACUCUGGUAUGUUGCACGAGUCCAAGAUGGUCACUGCUUGCCAUCUUCACAAUUUAACUUUUAAACUUUUUUUUUUCUUUUUCUUUUAUGAGUUUGAAGUUGUGUAGAAUAAAUUUCUGAAGUUACUUUUAAUUCAAAGUCAAAAUCAAGGGAUUAGAGGUCAGGUCAAGGUCAGAUUUAACCUCUUUGUUGGAACAUAAAUGGAAAAGUUUGCUAAAUAGUUAUUUACUUCAUUCAUGCAAAGAAAUGGAUAUGUGUAUGAUAUUUGGCACAGCCGCAACAAAGUACAGUAACUAGACUUAUCUCUGGCAGCUACAACUGAGUGUUGACAAUUUUCAUUGCGUUUCACUUGGGAUUAUGCGAGGGCAUUGUUUCAGCCAAGGAUGUUACAAUACUUUGUGUAUAGGUUAUUUUAAGCCUUUAAAAUAAGUAUAACUGAGAAUGGGUGCCAUGUAAUUAAAAUUUAUAGCUUUUCUAGUAAUCUUGCCUAUUGGCUCGGCCUUCAGAGAGAUAGGCUUUCACACUAGUGAAGGCUCUUGAUUCAAGGUGUUAGAGCUGUUUUUUUCUUCCUCAGAUCAAACCUGAUGACCCCCUUUCUGUUUGUUCUUCAGGCACUGUAUAACCCCUCUGGGUUCAGCUCUUCAAAAUGAAUUUAAUAAUUUCCUAUUGACUUUCAGCUCUUGAUAAUGACUCAGAUCUUUGUGUGAUGGACAUCAAAUGGUCCUUUAACUUGAGAUUAUAGCAAUAGAGUUGUGUUUUCCACUGAACAUUCCAUAGACUUAAGCAUUUUUGUACUGUAAAGAAGAAUUUGAUUUUAUCAUUAGAUACUUUUUGCUUUAAAAAGAAUAAAAGGUGAAUGAUGCAGUAUUUUUUAGUUCUAUUUAAUUUUAACACAUUAAAAUAAAAAGUUAUUUUCCUAAUUUACAGAUUAGGGCAACUUUAACCCUAAGAAUCUUACAUAAAAGUUAUAGAUAAGUAAAGUUCAUGUGCAACAGUUAAGUAUCUUGAUUUGUGAAUUAUUUUGCCUACACAGAUUUCUUCAGUUCAAUACAGUGGACCCCCGCCUUACAAACGCAUCGCGUUACAUUAAAUCCGUCAUACGAAGCAUUUGAACGCAAAAAUUUUGCCUCGCCUCACGAUAAAAAGCUUGCCUUACGUGAUUCGUCCGGGACGCGUCCCAUGUGUGGCCUCAGCGCCAGUGUUUACAAGCCAGCCACUGCGGUCGCAUCUACGCAUACAUUCGGUACAUUUCACAUUAUCCCAGUGUUUUUAGUGCUUGUAACUGCAAAAUAAGUCACUUUGGACCCCAAAAAAGCUUCUAGUGCCAUCCCUGUGGUAAAAAGGGCAAGAAUUAGUACGGAAUUGAAAAAAGAGAUUAAGGAAAUGUGUGCAAAGUGGGUUGAACUGCAAACCUUUACAGAUGAAAAUUCCCCUGACACAGCUACUGCAAGCCAUGUUGGCAACCUGUACAAUGAUAAUGUUAUGGCCCAUUUUAGGAAAGUCUUAAAGGAACGGGAGGUACAGAGCUCUAUGGACAGAUUUGUUGUGCGACAGAGGUCCAGUGACUCUCAAGCUGGUCCUAGUGGCAUUAAAAGAAGUAGGGAAGUAACCCCAGAAAAGGACUUGACACCUCAAGUCCUAAUGGAAGGGGAUUCCCCUUCUAAACAAUAACUUCUACACUCUCUCCUCUUCCCAUCCCAUCAGUCAUCACCAGAUCUUCAAUAAAGGUAAGUGUCAUGUAUUCUGUUCUUAGUAGAGUAGUAAUUGUGCAUGUCUUCUUCAGUUUGUGUGUAUUAAAAUUAAUAUUUCAUGUGGUAAAAAAGUUUUUUUCAUACUUUGGGGUGUCGGGAACGGAUUAAUUUGAUUUCCAUUAUUUCUUAUGGGGAAAAUUAAUUCGGCUAAUGAUAAUUUCGGCUUACGAUGAGCUCUCAGGAACGGAUUAAUAUCGUAAGGCUGGGGUCCACUGUACAGAGGAAAUUAGAGAGAACAGAGGCAGUGGAUUAGAUAAAGAUGAUGUAGUGUUGAGGUCGUCAGUUCCUCAGCCCUGAGAGCUGGUCAGUCCCUCAGCCUUGAGAGCUGGUCAGUCCCUCAGCCCUGAGAGCUGGUCAGUUCCUCAGUCCUGAGAGGUGGUCAGUUCCUCAGUCAUGAGAGGUGGUCAGCUCCAUAAUCUUCAACAGUGUUCAAGGCUGAUCAUGUCAUCUUGACCUCUUCACUGCUUUUACUGUCUCUAUAGUCUACUCUGUAUUUGACUGAAGAACCCUACCAUAAAGGCAAAACAUUUCAGAAAUAGAUUCCCAACUGUUGCAUGUGUCUUAUUCAUCUACUUGUCAGUACAUAUUGUACUAUAUCAUACAAAAGUUGUAUCCUAAGUUUGUGUGUUUGACUGUGAGGUUCUUAUUGGGUGACAAUAUAAUGCUAGGUCCAAUGUAUAGAAUAUAGUCAGAAGAAUGCUAUGUACAUGUGGGCUUAUUGUAAUGGUAUUUUGCCAGAGCAUUUUCUCUUUGGCUAAACCUAAAUGUUAUACAGUCGUCCCUACAAAUUCUUGGGCUUCUCUUUUAUUGUGCUUGAUUAUCACACUGUUUUUAUUGAUGGGCAGGCAACCAAUGAAUAGGUUCAGUUAUCCAGUGCAGCUGCAAUCAUUACAAUGUUUUUAUUGAUGGGAAACCAGUAAAUAGGUUCAAUUAUCCAACAUAGCCGCAAUCAUCACUUUAAGAUAAAUCUGUCGGUUAAAGAUCGGGCACAUGCACCUCACUUAAAGCCACAUAUUUUCAGGGGUUCCUGUCCCCUUUUGUGUAGCUUGUGGACUGUGGAGCACCUUAUAACUGCCCACGACUUAGGUCUUUCUGCUUUCAUGGUUGUUUAUAAUUACCAGAGUGCUUGUAGGAAUCUUGGUAAACUUUCUGGAGUCUCUUUUAACAGACAUUUUUAAUAGGGUUUUUAACAAUUCUGGAUAUUUUAAGUUGGUGUGACAGUUGUGUUUUGUUUAUGAUAGUAGUUUUUAUUGUUUGUUUAUUUCAUUGUUUUUUUCUUGUGUGCUAUACUCAUUUUAUAUUACCAAGAGCAUUGAAUGAUCUACAGUUAUACACAUUCAAAGCAGUCUCAUACUUCAAAACUACCUCCGUACAUCCAAAUAUCUCUAUUCUUAGUAUUUCUUACGGAUGUCAAUAUUAACUGGAUUAAAGCAAUAUGCAGUAUUACAGAGAUAUGCUCUCUGAAAUAUAAGGAACCCAGAUUUUAUAUUUUUUUAGUAUGGCUGGCAGAAACAGCCUGGUUGACCAGGCCUUGAUCCACCACGAGGCUUGGUCAUGGACUAGGUCACUGGGGCAUUGAACCCCAGAACUCCCUCCAGGUAAACUUAAUUUUGUAUUAUUCAUGGUCUUUGUUUUAAUGGGACCUCAAGGAACAUAACUCGUAAUUUGUACAGACGACUGUAUGAGACAUGUUGAGCAUUUGCAGGGACGUAUGUUUGUCAGUGAUAAUAUUGUGAUUGGUUGCUCUAAUGUACUUUCAGGUAAGAUAAUGAUUCUAUUCUAACUAGGACUGCUAUCUUAGAUAACAAAUGAUACUACAUAUGAAGUCUAUGAAGUAAACAUGUCUUAUCAUGAAAUAGUAUUGCUUGACUCAGUUAUCCAGAACCUAUUGGUACUGAAUUCAAGUCAAACCAUUGAUUUCAGUGGCUUGAAGGUUCAGUAUACAGCCUCUCCUCACUUAGUGACAUACUCGUUUACCAACACCUCGGACUUACGAUGGGCUCUCUGACCAGUAUUCAUACCUAAAUAAUGUAUAUUAGAUCUGAUUUCCUCUAUUCUGUUUAUUACAAUAUACAGUAAACUACUGUAUAAACAUUUAAAAAUAUACCAAAAAUGUUAUAAAUGGUACAAAGGUGACAUUACAACAAUAUGAAAGAUGGUUGACACAAACUCACUACCAUUAUAGUAUGCUCCUCACUUUGUGAUAAAUUCGUUUACCGACGUGGUCCUAGAACAGAACUCCAUCGUUAAGUGAGGAGGGGCUUUAUUUCAAUAUGUCUUUCUAUUGUAUUCAGGUCAAGAAGUUGGCAACUCAGCUGCCAUGACAUGAAUUUAAUUUUUAUUUUCUAGUGUGACUGUAAAUGGUCCAAGUCGUACCAAAAUGUUGUCGUAAGCUCCUCUCACUUAUGUACGAGUUAUUUGUGUAUUGUUCCAGUCACGGUAUUGUGCUUUUUUUGUCCUUUAAUUUUUGUUUCUCUUGCCAUGCGAGCUUCAGCAUAAAAAUUACAUUGAUAUUUGUGCCUACAUAUUUGUAAGUUUCCCCAUUAUUUUCAUUUAGUUGUUUUUAAUGCACCGGCCAUCUCCCACCAAGGCAAGGUGACCUAGAAAGGAAGAAAACUUUAUAAAGUUUUUCUUCUUUUUGCAUUUAGUAAUUUAUACAGAUGGGGUUACUAGCCUCUUGCUCUCUACUUUCAUAUAGACUAAUUUUAAUAGGUUUUAAAGUAGAGUGGGUACUUUGGCUGCAGACUGUAGUUUUUUAUUGCCAUCGACACUUAAAAACUAUGUGCAGAAUAUUUCUUGUUAUCAAUUCUGUGAUUUUUUUCAUGCCAUAUUUAUAGUUGCAAACUUUAAAUAUACAAAAUGUAUUAUAAUGACUGGCAUUGAGUGAUGAUGGGGUCCAGAGUAACCACACUGUUUGUCCUGUGAUAGCAAUUUUGAAGUUUAUACUAGAGUAAUGCAUUCUGUAAAUAAUCGUAUGGACAGCCACACUUAAGGGAAGGUGUUCCUAAUGUUUCAAGAAUCUCUCUAAUUACUUGAGAACUAACAGAAUGACUGGACCUUUCAAAUGACCUUCGUGGUCAGGUUGAUUUUUGUGCCACAUUAGAUUAAGAUUAGACCCAUAAUAAGAGAGAGACUAAUGGUCUCUUAGUACAAAUUGAUUCAGAUUAGGUACUAGUUACUCAACUUCACUUGGCGAAGAUGUAUAGCAAGUCUUCCUGGCUCUUAUUAAUUGUUCAUCUUGACCACUUGCAAGGAUGAAAACUAUUACCGUCUGAUUCUGAAGUGAAGUAUACCUUAUUUGCUAUGUGAGAAAGCAGGUCGCUUUCCCAGAUAUAUUACAUACCUAAACACCCAUAUUAUUGUGCAAGAGUGAUAUCUGGAAGUAUCCUUAGAGGAACUUCUAUAUUUGUGGAAUAGGGUUGUGACAAUGCUUUAUUUUUGAGAUAUUAAUUUUUUUUUUGUAUUUACAGGUGUUCUAUAUAUAUAUAUUUAUUUGUGUGAUUAUCCAUUAAUAAUUUGAUCAAGGUCAUCAGAUUACAACAUGUGGAGAAAAGAUGGAAAGUGUCUGGUAAGUUGAAUAUACACAUACGUACUGUAUAAUUAAUUACUCUGUUGCUAACUAAUUAAAUUUAAAAGUUAAUGUAUAAAACAUUAUUUUGACUAAAAAUGUUGCUUAAGUUUAUUUUUUAUUAUAGAAAUAAAACACUUAAUUAUAGUAAACCCUGGGCUUAAUGAGCUACCCAGAAUAAGAGGAAGUGGGCGGUCAAUAAUGGUAAUUGUCAUGGAUAAAAGAAAUAACAGAUUUAAGAAUAAAAUGCAGAUUUAAGAUUGUAGUGUGUAUGUAGAUAUAGAAGGGUGGGUACAGGAGGGAAGAGAAGCAAUUGGUGGAAUGAUGAGUGGUAAGGGAGAAAAAGUUAGCAAUAUUUCAGUAACCAGUGGGCUUUUUUUCUGAAUGAAUCGCCUCAGCAGAUUGUGUCCUGUCUCUCCAAGAGCCUCUAAAUUGAGCUCUGUUAAAUUGAGGGUUUACUCUGCAUCUAAAUGUUUCAACUUUAAUCAUUUCUAUAAGUUUCUUCCAGUUUUCUAAAUGUUAUUACUAUGUUUGCAAGCCAAAAGUAAUACUCAAUAUAAAAUUAUUUUCCUCUGUGUGUAGUAAUAGUCUGUGUGUGUGUGUGUGUGUGUGUGUGUGCACGUGCAUGUGAGCAUGUACUCACCUAUUUGCAGUUGCAGGGGUCGAGUCAUAGCUCCUUAUGUGUAUGUGUGUGUGUGUCUGUUCUUUAUUUCAGCUCAGUAGCCAUCUUCCACUAGGGUAGGGAUAUCCAAAAAAGAAAACUCAUUCACCAUCAUUCUUUCCAGAAGUGUGUUAUCACAAUCAGAUUACCCUCUGACUGUCACAUCCCCAUCCCUUCUCCACAGUGCAGGCACUGCCCUUCCCACCUCCAUGACCCAAGUCCAGCGAACCAGUUUCCUUGAAUUCCUUCAUAAAUGUGUUCUUACCUGCACUUCAACAACACAUCCAUGAAAAAACUACUUGUCUCCAUUUACUAUCUAAUGUGAUUUGCAAGCCUGUUAAAUACUCAAGCCCAUAGAAAUCAAAACUUAUCUUACCCCAUUCCUCCAACUCAUUUCUGGGAUGACCCCAACCCCUCCUACUUUCCACCCCCAGAUUUAUACACUCUUUGUCAUCUUAUCCCUGUCUAUCCUUUCUACAUGUCCAAACCACCUCAAUAAACCCUCCUUAGCUCUCUGAAUUAUGCAUUGGCUGCAGAGGAUACUCAACUGGUGCGAGUGGCAACACACUGGGCAUUAUGCUCACCCUUAGGUAUUUGUCUCUGAGUGAAAUUUGCAGCCCCUUCCUCAGGUCUUGCUCCUCCAAUCUUCAUGGCCUUGCAUUUACUGGGGGGGGGGGAGGGUGUUGAAUUCAAGCAACGACUUAUCUGACUACUCGUGCAAUUUUUCCAGACUCCUUUGGAGCCUUGUCCUCAUGUUUCUGUUUUCAUCAGUUUUACAUCACCAAACAAGGACAUCUCUAGCUUAAUCCAAUCUGGAAUGUCAUUCACAUAACUCAAAAGCAUUACCGGUUCUAGUCUCAAUCCUUACAGAACCCCAUUUGUUACACUUUCCCCAUUUGAUGUCUCUCCUGACAGUCACUCUUUGCUUUCUUUCACUGUGUGUGCAUUUGUAAAUGUAUGUGUAUACAAAAACAAACAAACAAAUACACACACACACACACAGAGGUAAGUACAGUGGACCCCCGCAUAACGAUAUUAUUUCAAUCCAGAAGUCUGUUUGGGUGCCGUUAUAGACCGAAUUUGUUCCCAUAAGAGAUAUUGUGAAUUACAUUAGUCCGUUUCAGACCCCCAAAAAUACACUUACAAAAGCACCUACAAAAAUACACUUACAUAAUUGGUCGAGUUGGGAGCUGAUCGUUAUGCGGGGGUCCACUGUACUGUACUGUACAUAGAAUGGAUAUUGAUUAUUCAAGACAUUUUAUUUCUAUAGGAAACAAAUUUGGCUCACAUGGAGACGCUGUAGUGGCAAAUUUGCUGGUUUAUCAAUUUCUUCAAAAAUGAUAAUAGAUUAUCAAAAUUGAUAAUAGGUAACAUAAUGAUUGACAAAAAUUGUAACACGAUUGGAAAAAACUUGGGGAAUGGGCAUGACUUGAAUCCAUGGCAAGUCAGUUCUAAAAGUAACAGGCCAGGUGCUCUAACCUGCUGCUAAUUUUAUGACUGUCUUGACACGAGUUUGAAUCUUGCCCACUCGAGCUGAAUAGGUAAUUUAAACUUAUGCUUUUUAUGCUUUUUCAACCUGUCUUCCCAGCUUGUUUGCAGAGGAGUGAUCAAGUCCAUGGUGUGUUGCUCAAAACUAAGCAGCAGAUGAGCACAAAGUUAGUCUGUAUAUGUCUAUAUACUAUUUUUAUUAUGUAAAAUGUUACUGUAAUACAGUAGUUCUCAUUGUAUGCCUUUCACUUAGCACAAUGUGUGUUGUGUAUGAUGUGAGAGGCAUUUAUGUUCUUAGAUCAGAAAUAAAGUAACAAGCGAUUUGCUGACUAUGGACUCUAUUGCAUUUUAUAGUUUUUGUACACAUAACAACAUAAUGAGUAAUAAAAAUAUGCAGUGCAUAUUUUAUGUUAAUCAGUGUGAGGAUAGCAAGUGUCCAUUGUAGAUCUCUUGAUUUAAUUUUUGACUCCUUAAUUGCUCUUAAUGCAGAUUUAUCAAUUAUAGUACUGUACUGCAUUGCCUACAAUAUAUCUUUCUUAUACUAGUGCUUUUAUACUGAUUUACUGUUUACACAUUUUUUUUUUUUUUGGCAUCAAAGCUUAUGUAUAUUUAUAUUCACUGUGACAAACACAGAUGUGAUCAGUAUUUUGUAGUUUCAUCACCAGUUAGCUAGAGGUUUAAAAAUGGCCAAAUUCAGGUUUAUAUAAAGCAUGAGCAACAUAUCAAGGCAGUACUAUGCAUUUGUGCAAUACCUUCGAGAUGGCUAUUCAGCAAGUAGAAUUAUUGAGUUUUUUUUAACUCAACUUUUGACCAUCCAAAUAUGUCUUUAUAAGACCAUGAAAAAGACGAAUGCUUAGAGGCAAGACAGUUACAUGUAUGUUCGUUUUUUUUUUUUUAUGCUGUCACAUAUUGACAAUCUCGGCUGGUCUCGAAUGCAUUCUGACUAAAGGAAAUACCCCAUGUUGAUGUGAUGUAGAAGGCUUUUUAUAGGGUUUAAGUUGCAUCAUUCAACAUUGUACUAGAAUGAACAUAAAAUUUUUAUAUUGUUUUAUUCUUGUCAUAAGAUGUACCCCUCAUAAAAAGUGUAUCUGUGCAAAAUUGCUUCAUACAAAGGUAGGCAACAGGUUAGUGGUACGUAGAAUUAUGUACUGGGUUCAAGUAACAGAUGAUUUCCCAAAAGUAAUUCUGAGUUCUCGGGAGGAUCCAUGGCCAUGGCAACGUGUAUUGUAACUUGGACUCCAGGAGAAUAAGUCAUUGUCUCAUUACGGGACAAAAAAAAAGGGGGGGAGGGGGGACAGCUUCAAAAAUAAAUUAAAACCACAUACCAACCCUAAACAAUGUUUCUGAUGAGAGAUGUAUUUUUCCUUUUGUUUAAAUGCUAAAAGUCAGUAUCUAAUAUUAUAGUCCUUGAAUUUAUACAAGUUUACUUGGAAGUGUAUGGUUGCUGGUUUCUGGGCUCAGGGCAUGGUCAGGGCUGCCAAGAUGGAUACUGUAACACCACAGUGCGUGGACACUUGGCAUAGAUGGGACAUGGUCAUGGCUGCCAAGGUGGAUACUGACACCACACUGCCUGGACAGUCUACAAUAGCUUAAGAUGAGGAAAUGCAAGUGUUUUUAAUAGGAGGCCCAGGAAUGUGGUAUAGAAGGAAAGGGAGGUUAUAUAAGCCAUUGCAGACCAGCUCUCCUCUAAUCAGGUGAUUUUGCUAGGCUAGCAAAACCACCUGAUUACAGAAAAGCACUAACAGGACAAUCAUCUUUCAGGUAAUAACAGUAGGUAAGCCAGAAUGAACAGCAGUCAUAUCCUACUCCUAGGUAUGCAGGGAACUUCUGGUGAUAUGUCCACCAUCAGAGGCCCUGUCAGAUGUCCAUCUAAUGGAGGGUAACCUGACAUACCACAAGAUUUAAUUUCCACCAGGUGAGGUGACAACUACUGGCAGUACUGUCAAUAAAAGCUCAGAUCAAGACCCCUUUGAAGGGGAAUAUAAUACUAUAUAUUAACAUUAUUACGUAAGUACAAAACACACAAGGAUUAUACAGUGCUGCAGGGAGGAUUUUGCAUAGGUUAGGAAUGAGCGGAGGGCAGUGGUAUGUAAAAGUUGGUGCAGUAGGUUAGUUUCCAGUUGUUUCUCCAUGUAGUACCUGUUAGCAAGUUGCACAUAUCCAAUAUGUAACCAUGAAAAUUCAGUCUCCUAAACUGAAAGGGGUGGGAAGAUGGCCGGAAUCCAAAAUUAUGGUUUGAUAAAAAAUUUGCAGUCCAGUGUUGCCAGCAGUUCUAAAUGAGACCAUUGAGAAAUAUGUUAAGUAUUAUUAUUAUUAUUAUAAUCAAGGGGGAAGCGCUAAACCCGGAGGAUUAUACAGCGCCUGGUGGGGGGGGGGGAUGUGGAAGGCAUUCAGGCUUAAUUCGGGGAACUGGAGCACAGAUCCAAUUCCCUAAAUCAAGAGCCCCUCACCAACAUCAAGGAACCUUCCUUGAGGGGUAUAUGUUAAGUAAAAGGACAGAUGCAACUAACAUAGUUGGUAAUUCUACAAACAUUAUGACCACUGACAAAUAGUCUUGAGAAAGUAAUACCCAUGGGAAAAUCAGUAGGUCGUGAAUAGCUAGCUCAUUAUUCCUAACAUAGUAUCCAGGGUCUCGGCAAAAAGUGACUAUUUUCUGUCCACUAGAUUUGCAACAUAACCAAAACUGUAUAUGAAGGACAAUGGGAUAAGGGAUCUAAUUUCCAUAUAGCCUGUAACACACUUUGGGAGUCUGAAACGACCACAGAUGAUAAGGCAGACAUGGACACACUGUAUUCGAGUGUUGCACAUAAAUUUAACAUGAGAAGACUGCCCAAUUCUUGUAAAUGGCCUUAGAUAAUUCUUGCACAAAAAACUGCAGCACACCCAACACCAUCGGGAGACUUAGAAUCAUCGGUGUACACUGCAUAAGCACAAGAAUGAGAUAGGAAGUGUUCAAGCACAAGCUGUACUAAUAACCUUGCAAUGUCUUAGCACCAAGGGGGGGAAAAAACUCCAGGUUACACAUUAAUAAGCGAGUUUUUACUGGUCCAGCUUAAUAAGCCAUCCAGAGUAAAUUUGCCAUUAUACCAGAGGCUAAAGAUAUCUAAACAUUUUCCAUCCUAUCUAGGUGGUACCAUUACAGGAGAUGGGGGGAAAGGGGAUGAAAGUGAAACAAAUAUGAUAAAUAGUGAACUUUUACUAACAACAUUUAAUAUUAUUUAAGAUAUAAGCAUCAAAACACAUCAAUAUCAUUUACAAACUUAAAAAAUGAGACUGUUGCUACACAAAAAGUUCAAGUCAAGACUUCAGGAAAAAAUCUUAUACUAAAUAUUUUGUACAAUAUAUGAAUUUUAAUUAUGUCUGAAUGAUGAAGUUUAAGUACAAUGAGCAUUUACUGUACAAGUCAUGAAGCUUUAAAUGUCGAUGAAUGAAUUUAUGAAUAUCCUUGUGAUAAAAUGUUUAUUAGGUAGGCAUAUCUCUUAGACUACCCCAUAUGGAUUCACUGACCAGUUGAAAAAAAACAUUAUGAACAAAAAAAAAAAAAAUCCAUAAAUGGAAUAAUGACAACAGCCAACAGUGGCCUGUUGUGAAGUGCCAGUGUUACGUGCUUGUCACCUGCCAAGUGUCGAGCAUUAAUUACCAUAUGGCUGUUGCAACGCUCAAGCAAAAUUCUAUUCCAGAAAGAUGUUCAUCUUGCUAACCAUUAAAAUUAUACACUAUAUAAAAAAAAAAAA
Cherax quadricarinatus is the source of this 15421-nucleotide messenger RNA. RefSeq names its product signal transducer and activator of transcription C. Gene Ontology annotation, biological process: positive regulation of transcription initiation by RNA polymerase II. Gene Ontology annotation, cellular component: nucleus. Lineage: Eukaryota; Metazoa; Arthropoda; Malacostraca; Decapoda; Parastacidae. The record is from RefSeq and is a predicted model, not a curated record.